Molecule: messenger RNA, 7269 nt
Organism: Larimichthys crocea (large yellow croaker)
Lineage: Eukaryota; Metazoa; Chordata; Actinopteri; Sciaenidae
Gene: nup210
Product: nucleoporin 210
Exons: 40
Coding region: 452-6103 (1883 amino acids)
Cellular component (GO): nuclear pore
Source: RefSeq, a predicted model, not a curated record
GUUGCCUGUCCUCGUGCAUGACGUUUCCCCACUCCCGGCAUGCGCGCUGGAAGUCGAAUUAUUGCUAAUGGCGGGUAUUUGUAACGACAUAUGCGUAUUUUAGACUAUUGUUUGCUACCUGUACACAUUAAUAUUGAUAAAUUAGCCAUUUCAAAAAUAAUACUCGGUGUGUUUCAAAGCUUCUUCGAGGAUAAACCAAAGGAAGGAGCAGAUAAGAAAGCUGGCGCACGCUGUAACUGUUAUCAUGUGGCCGUUAAGUACUGACACAAACUGAAAGUGAGCAGGAAGGCAGCGUGUGUUUGAGUUGAGAGGUAGCUGUAAUGUUAGCUCACUUAAACGUCUGUCUCAGAGACACAACUCCAAAGCUACUGCACAAACAGCUAAGUUAAUGGGACGGAGGAAGUUUAGCUUUCAUUCAUUCAUUUGACCUUAUAAAUUUCCACAAGCGGAAAUGAUGUCCUCUAAGUUGUCAGUGUCGGUGUUGCUGUUAAUAAUUACUGUGAUUCAAGUCGACGGUACCUCGAGACUAAAUAUACCCAAAGUGUUGCUACCGCUUGCCAGAAGUACAAAGAUUAACUUCACGUUGGAAACUACUGAAGGUUGCUACAGAUGGUCGUCCACCAGACCAGAGGUAGCAAGCAUCCAGGCUGUGGAUGAAGACAGUAGCAGAGGCUGCUCCCGGAGAGCCGUCCUCCAGGCUCUUUCCACCCAGCCCUCCAGACUGACCAGUAUCAUUCUGGCUGAGGAUGUUGUUACCGGACAGGUAUUGCGCUGUGACGCUAUCGUUGACAUCAUCAGUGAGAUCCAGAUUGUGUCGACCACCAGAGAGCUACAUCUCGAAGAUUCGCCACUGGCACUCAAAAUUCACGCACUGGACUCUGAAGGAAACACCUUCAGCACCCUUUCAGGUCUAGUCUUUGACUGGACCUUAGUGAAAGAUGUAGAUGUGAAUGGAUUCUCUGACUCUUACAAUUCAUUACGGGUACUUAAAUUCUCUGAGUCCACAUACACACCCCCUGGGUACAUAUCUGAAAUGGAGCGUGUUGGGAAACAAGGUGAUAUUAUUUUGGUGUCAGGACUGAAAACAGGACAUGCAAAGUUGAAGGCCAAAAUACAAGAGCCAUUGUAUAAGGAUGUGGGCGCAGCAGAGGUGAGACUGCUGAUUUUGGAGAACAUCAUGCUGAGUCCUGCACAUGAUGUCUACUUACUGGCGGGAACUUCUAUACGAUACAGAGUUCUGAAGAUAAGACAGGGCACGAUCACAGAGCUCUCUAUGCCCUGUGAUCAGUAUGAGCUGCACCUUCAGAACAGUGUGGUUGGCCCUAAUGGAAACCCACGGGUUGCUGUGGCCAGUCUGGAUCAAAGCACCUCCAGAGUUACAGCAAUGCAACUAGGACACAUCAACGUGGUGCUGGAUCAUAAGAGCCUUCGUAUGCAAGGAGUGUCUCGCCUCCCCAACAGCACCCUGUAUGUGGUGGAACCAGGAUACCUAGCUUUUAAAAUCCGUCCAGGAGAAAGCUGGGUUCUUGAAACAGGCAGAGUAUACAAUAUCCAAAUAGAAGUCUUUGAUAAAUCCGGCAACAAGAUUUACCUCUCUGAUAAUGUCCGUAUUGACACUGGUUUCCCCUCGGAGUACUUCGAAGUCCAGGAGUCUUCUGUGAAUGGAUCAUAUCAUCGUGUCAAAGCACUCAAGGAAGGCCUGACUCUCAUUGAUGCUACCCUAAGUGCUAUUGUGGAUGAAACUGGAAAAGUCCAUGCACUCGCCAACCCAGUCCACAAUGAACAAGAUGUAGAAAUCUAUAACCCUAUAGUUCUUAGUCCCAGUAUUCUCACAUUUCCAUGGCAGCCCAAGGUUGGGGCUUAUCAGUACACAAUAAAGGCGACGGGAGGGAGUGGAAAUUUCAGCUGGUCUUCCUCCAAUACAGCUGUCGCCACCGUGACCGUGAAAGGAGUGAUGACAACAGUCAGUGACAUUGGCGUCAGCGUAAUUUAUGCUCACGAUCUACGCAAUCCAUUACACUUUGGCCAGAUGAAGGUGUAUGUUGUUGAGCCCGUGGCCAUGGACUUUGCUCCCUGCACAGUAGAGGCCAGGGUGGGCCUGGUUCUGGAUCUGCCCCUUAGGAUUUUCGGCCUGCUGGAGGAGGAAAAUGAACGGGUCAUAUUGAGUGACUGCUCCCAUUUCGACCUGCAGGUUGAGGAGGAGAACUAUGGCAUCUUUGAACUACAAAAUGAGAGGCUGGCUCCAGGCCAGCACCACUGCAGCGGGGUGAGAGCCAAGGCCUUGGCUUCUGGGUACACCAUGCUUACUGUCAGCUACACCCACGGCAACGUUCACCUCAGUGCCAAGAUCACCAUUGCUGCCUAUCUUCCCCUUAAAGCGAUUGAUCCUGUAUCCGUGGCCGUGGUGACUCUGGGAUCAUCUAAAGACAUGUUGUUUGAGGGUGGGCCACGGCCUUGGGUUUUGGAGCCCUCAAAGUUCUUCUGCAACUUGAGAGCUGAGGAUGAGAGCAGUGUGAGCCUUACUCUGACCAGCCCUUCAUCUCACACCUACAAUCAGCAUUGGGUCAGAGCUACCUGCAAGGCCCUGGGAGAGCAGGUGCUGGAAGUGACAGUGGGAAAUGAGGCCAGUCUGACCAAUCCUUAUCCUGCUGUGGAGCUGGCAGUGGUCAAGUUUGUAUGCGCCCCCCCAUCUCGCCUCACCCUGGUCCCAGUGUAUACCAGCCCACAGCUGGACUUGACCUGCCCGCUGCUGCAGCAGAACAAACAAGUGGUACCUGUUUCAAAUUACCGUAACCCCAUUUUGGACUUGGCUGCUUUUGAUCAACAAGGACGGAAGUUUGAUAACUUUAGCUCUCUGAGCAUUUUGUGGGAAUCAACCAAGGUGCCAGUGGCCAGUAUUGAACCUACUUUGCCGAUGGAGCUGCUGUUGUUCAAGGAUGCCAACAAACAGAUGAAACUUCACGGACGCCGGACAGUGCUUGUCCAUCAUCAGACGGGCAUUGCUGCUAUCACAGUGACCACUCUGGGUUACCAGGUUUCACAUCUGGCAGCAGCCAAAGUUCCCAGUCCAUAUGACCCCCUGAGCCCUGUCUCAGCCACUCUGGAGCUCCUGUUGGUUGAAGAUGUGAAGAUUUCUCCAGCCACAGUGACCAUAUACAACCACCCAGAUGUGCAGGCAAACCUGGCCCUGCAAGAAGGUUCGGGUUAUUUUUUUGUCAAUACCAGUGUCAAAGGAUUAGUGGAUGUGGUAUUCCAAGAGGCCAAACGAACAGUUCAGGUUUCUCCUGUCCACCCAGGGGAGGUGAAGUUGAUGGUUCAUGACCUUUGUCUGGCAUUCCAAGCACCUGCCACAGCCACAGUGCAUGUUUCUGACAUACUGGAGGUUUAUGUGCGAGUGGUUGACAAGGUCGAGAUUGGCAAGUCUGUGAGAGCUUAUGUCAGAGUCCUGGAUUCUAAUAAGAAGCCCUUCCCUGCCAGCAAUUUCCAGUUCAUGAAUCUUAAGCUAAAGGCAGCUUCUGCAAUAGUUUCUCUAAAACCCUUAGCAGAGGCAGCAGAAGAUGAUACAGCUGUUUUCCUGGUGAAAGGUGCCUCUAUUGGUCAGACUACUCUGUCAGCUGUUGUUGUGGAUAAAGAUGGGAGAAAAAUUACAUCUGCACCUCAGCAAAUUGAGGUAUUUCCACCGUUCAAACUCAUCCCAAGGAAAAUGACUUUGUUAAUUGGAGCCAUGAUGCAGAUCACAUCUGAGGGUGGUCCUCAGCCUCAGUCUAAUAUCCUUUUCUCUAUUGCUAACGAGAAAAUAGCUUCUGUCAAUGGCAUGGGCCACGUCAGAGGUGUUACCAUCGGUAAUGUCACUGUGACUGGCCUGGUCCAAGCUGUUGAUGCCGAGACUGGCAAGCUAGUCGUUGUGUCUCAGGAUCAAGUAGAAGUUGAGGUUGUGCAAUUGACGGCCAUCCGGAUCAGAGCACCUAUCACAAGAAUGAAGACAGGAGCACAGAUGCCUGUAUAUGUAAUGGGUCUGACCAAUAGUCAAACACCCUUCUCCUUUGGAAAUGCUAUACCUUAUCUCACUUUCCACUGGUCCACCACCAAGAGAGAUAUUCUGGAUCUUGAGCCAAGACACACUGAGGGUAAUGUGGAGCUCCAGUCAGAGAACAACUUUGGCAUGAGGGUGACUGGAAAAACGAGAGGGCGGACAGGGCUGAAGGUGGUGCUCAAAGUUACUGACCCUAAUGCCGGGCAGCUAGUGGGGAAUCUGCAGGAACUCACAGAUGAGAUCCAGAUCCAGGUCUAUGACAAGCUGCACAUGCUUAAUCCUGAAGUACAGGCUGAGGAGUUACUGAUGGCUCCGAAUUCAGCCCUCAAACUCCAAACAAACAGGGAUGGUGUGGGUGCACUCUCUUACCGGAUGCUGGAUUGCCCUGACCAGGUCGUUAUCGCUCAAGUGGAUGAUAAGGGCUUCCUCUUCUCUGGCUCCCUCACUGGCAUCUCCUCUCUGCUGAUCACCUCGCAGGAGACCUUUGGUGUCAAUCAAACUCUCAUCCUUGCUGUGAAGGUGGUGCCUGUUUCCUACGUGCGCUUCAGUACCAGUCCGGUCCUCUACACCCACAACAGAGAGAGCCUAAAAGCAUUCCCCCUGGGCACAGUGCUCACCUUUAAUGUCCACUUCCAUGCCAGCACUGGAGAGCCCCUUCACAGCUCCAACUCCCAUGUUACAUUUUCCACAAACAGGGAUGACCUGGUGCAGGUGGGGGUCGGGCCCAGUAAUCACACUCUGACCGUGAGGACCAUCAACGUAGGCCUCACUCUGCUUGCAGUGUGGGACAAUGAAAACGCGGGUGUGGCCGACUAUGUUCCAAUACCUGUAGAGCGUGCCAUCCACCCACAUGAAGCCCACAGACUGGUGGUGGGAGAUGUGGUCUGUUUCAGUGCCCACUUAACCAGCCCAGAUGGCAUUCAUGGUACUUGGAGCUCCUCUACUAAUGGCGUCCUUCAGGUGGACCCUAAAAGUGGUGCAGCAGUGGCCAGAGACUCUGGGACUGUUACUGUAUACUACGAGAUACCUGGUGUUUUAAAAACGUACACAGAGGUAGUUGUAGAAGCGUCUAUGAGGACAGCAGCGAUGGCGCAGGCUACACCUGUCAGGAACGGCAAGGAAACAAAGGUCCUACUCACCACCAGAGAGAGAGGAACCAACCUCAUUGGAACUUGUUCCUCAGCUCAGACUGAAGCUAUUUCUCAGCUGCAGCCUGAAACCUCUGUCAGUUGCCAUCUCAGCUUCACCAGUGAUGCUAUUGACUUCCCCGCUAAUGAUGUCUUCAAAGCACACACCGGUUUUGACUCCAGCAUUGGCCUCUACACAUGUUCCAUGACCUUGCAGCCAAUGACUGACCAACAGACCCGUGUGCUCAGCAUGUCCAUGACCAACCUGCUGGUGAGGGCAGUCCUGGAGGGCAGCGCCUUCUCUGGGGAACAAGUCAGCGCAAUGCUGCCCAUAGAGCCAGGCCUCUACUCUGACCAGACUGAACUGCUGCUCUCAAAUCUGCACCCAUCAGCUGAGCUCACCAUUUAUGGCCCGACAGCAGCCCUGUCCAACAUGGAGGUGGUGUCUACUUCUUCCAGCAUUGCUGUCCAAGAGAAGGAAGUACACCAUGGCUUCCCUGGUUUUUCAAAGUACACUGUUAGCGCAGUGGACCCUCAUGUGGCGGUCUCUGCUUCUAUUUCCAUAAGCAGCACUUCCUGCAGCCAGGCUCUCGUCAUCCCAGUCACUUUGAUUCACGUGGCUGAUCCUAGUGCAGCCAUGCAAGCAGCUGCUGCUCCAGUUGAUAUUCAGGGGGGGCACUCCCUGCACAGCUUCAUAAACUGCUACCAGAUGAUGUUCUUCACCCUGUUUGCUCUGCUGGCUGGUACAGCUAUCGUCAUCAUCGUCCUCCACAAUGUGUUCUCGCCGAGGGAACCAGCCUAUCGAAUCUCAAAGUUACAGCCACUGAAUUUUGAGUCUCCAGACAGGAAUUCCUUUAACUCUGGUAUACAUGGGUCAGACCUAAAGAUCAAGCACAGUCCCAGUCCCAGGUCACGUCUCUAUUCUCCAGGCUACACGUCCUGAUAAAGCUCUCUGUCUGCUCUCUAUUCUUUAAAAGAAGAACGCCACAGGUCAUUAAUGCAUAUUGAAUGUGCCUCUGUCCCUCAGUAUGAAUGAUGGGAGGAUGUAACUGUAAAAUCUCAGUUUCCUUCAGUUGUCUUUACAUGUUGGUACAGAUGAAAAAAGUUUUGCGGAUACAGAUUGGUUAAAGAGCUGCUCGCUGAUAACAGGGCUAUUUUUCUUCGUGUGUAUGUUUUUGCGUGUGGAAACAGUUUAUAUAUCUAUAUAUACAGUAUAUGUCUUCUUUUGCCAUGGUAAUCGUUUUUAUACAAAACCACUCUGUUAUCGACUGACAUCUUUUGAAGUGUGCUUAAAGAAACAGAUCACUAGUUUGUGCUUAAUACAGUAUGUUUUUUGUGUGUUUAUUUACUCUUUACUUGUGUGCUACUUAUCAUAUUCAGCUUGUGAAAUUAAAUAACUCAGGAUGAACCAUUUUCUUGUAUGAAAAAAGGCAAACAUUAACUUAUGAGUGGGACAUGUCGUUUUGUUAUGUUGUAGCAUAUGCAUUUUGUGAAAAUACCGUCCACUGAAACCGUCCGUAGGUGAAAAACCCUUCAAAUGUGCAGAAUCUUAAUGAGGAAAAAAAAGUCGGUUCAUUUCCGUUUUGGGGCAUUUUUGGAACUUUAUUUAACAUGACGUUUUUGAGCCAUAAUACAUGCAGCUCCUUUUUAUUCAUUAAUGUGAAACCGUUAACUAAUGUGAACCACCAUUCAGUUUUCAUCCAGGUGUUAUUUAGUACAAAAGCAAAUCAAAUGUGACCUGUUGUUCUAGUUUCUGAAAAUGUACUGAUCAGUUUUUCUGACCACAUUACCGGGUUGAGGUUGCUGUAACACUGUUUGAAUUUCCCGGGGGUUUAAGAGUGUGACUUUGUUUUAAAUGAGAUAUUUUUGUAUUUGAAAUGACAAAAUGUUGACAAGGAAUCCUAUUUAUGUUAGCUAGUGAAAUCCAGUUUUACUGUAUAAGUAUGUGACGAUCGGAUGACUCCAGCGAUGUUUUUUUCCGUUUAAGAUUCAUAGUCAUGCCUUACAAUCGUAUCUGAACAGCUUUCGGCACAUAAUACACACAACUUUGUUUGCGUAUGUGAAUAUGCUUUUGCCUUUGCUAAUUAAAAUUUUUAUUUUUCACGUUCA